Biomphalaria glabrata is the source of this 1901-nucleotide messenger RNA. Its product is annotated as cysteine desulfurase-like. Gene Ontology annotation, biological process: [2Fe-2S] cluster assembly. The coding region runs from base 111 to 1526 and encodes 471 amino acids. NCBI's taxonomy places the organism in Eukaryota, Metazoa, Mollusca, Gastropoda, Planorbidae. The record is from RefSeq and is a predicted model, not a curated record. The transcript is spliced from 13 exons. Gene Ontology annotation, cellular component: cytosol; nucleus; mitochondrion. Gene Ontology annotation, molecular function: pyridoxal phosphate binding; cysteine desulfurase activity.
AUCUAUAAUAUUAUGUAAAGAUAUUUUGUUUUUGGUAUUUUGGCUUGUCUCCCUCUUUGAAGAUCUAGACUCUAGACUUAGUCUGUUUUGAGACCGAUUAGUGACAGAAAAUGCUUUGCCAAUUUCCGAGAAUUUCUAGACAGCUUAUAAAAGAUGUUGCCCGAUCAUUUUCAAGAAACUCACAGACAGCAUCCUCGUGUACAAUGCAUAAUCAUAACGAAAGCAGCAGUAGUAACAACAGACUCACUGUCCAGACACAAAGUUCACAAACUCACACUGUUUCAGCGACACAAUCAAAGGAAAUGCCCCCAAAGGAUAUGCGACCACUUUACUUGGAUACCCAGGCCACAACUCCAUUGGAUCCACGAGUGUUGGAUGUCAUGAUGCCGUACAUGUUGAGCCAGUUUGGAAAUCCACAUUCUCGUACACAUGCCUACGGCUGGGAAAGUGAAGCUGCUGUUGAGAAAGCAAGAAAACAAGUGGCUAAUAUUAUCAGAGCAGAUCCCAAAGAGAUUAUAUUUACUAGUGGAGCCACUGAAUCUAAUAAUAUAGCUGUGAAGGGUGUGGCUAGGUUCUACAAGGGCAAGAAAAAUCACAUCAUCACAACACAGACUGAACAUAAGUGUGUAUUAGACUCCUGCAGAGCUCUUGAGGCUGAGGGUUUCGAUGUGACAUAUCUGGGUGUUCAAAAUAAUGGUCUCAUUGAUGUCAAAGAGCUUGAGAAAAGUAUUCGUCCCGAGACUGUGUUGGUUUCUGUGAUGGCAAUCAAUAAUGAGAUUGGGGUUAAACAACCUAUAACAGAGAUUGGUGCCUUGUGCAAAGCUAAAAAAGUUUUUUUCCACACGGACGCAGCCCAGGCUGUGGGCAAGAUUCCACUUCAUGUCAAUGAAAUGAACAUUGAUCUCAUGUCAAUAAGUGGACAUAAAAUUUAUGGACCAAAAGGUAUUGGUGCACUGUUUGUCAGAAGAAGACCUAGGGUCAGAAUCGAGCCCCUCCAAAGUGGAGGCGGCCAGGAAAGAGGAAUGCGAAGUGGCACAGUUCCGACUCCCUUGGUAGUUGGCAUCGGUGCUGCAUGUGAGCUGGCUCAAGAAGAAAUGGAGUAUGACAGCAAGAGGAUUAAAUCACUUUCAAAUAGACUGGUUCACAGCAUCAUGGAAGCUUGUCCUAAGGUGAUCAGAAAUGGUGACCCUGAGAAUACUUAUCCAGGUUGUGUAAAUCUAUCUUUUGCUUACGUGGAAGGUGAAAGCCUCCUUAUGGCCUUGAAAGAUGUUGCUUUGUCAUCAGGAAGUGCCUGUACAUCAGCCUCUCUGGAACCUUCUUAUGUCCUGAGAGCCAUCGGAACAGAUGAAGAUUUGGCUCACUCAUCUAUCAGAUUUGGCAUUGGGAGAUUCACAACUGAUGAAGAGAUUGACUUCACCAUCAAGAAAUGUAUUUCACAUGUGAAAAAGUUGCGUGAAAUGAGUCCUUUGUGGGAAAUGGUUCAAGAAGGAAUCGAUCUGAAAUCCAUUAAGUGGACUCAACACUAGCCCUACUGACAAACUGAACUAAAUUACUCAAGGAAUACAUUGCACUACUAAUAGAUUUUGUCUCUGACUAUAUGUAAUAGGUACUACAAAUUGGACAUGGCCAGAGUUUUUUUUCCAAUUAACAAGCACAAACUGUAGCAUAACUGUGGUGUGUUUGUUUCAUGGAUUCAUUAUUUAUACAAUGGUCUGUUUCAGUUGAAGAGUUGGUUUAGAAUGAAUGUGCAAUACAUAUUGUGAGAUUAAGUAAUUUGUUUGUUGAUACUGAAAUACGAUUGCUCAUCAUAACUUUUCUGUCAGCCUCUUUUAUCUAUGAAUCAAUAGAUAUUGGUGUAAAAUAUUAAGACUUCACUAACUUCAGUUUCAUUAAAAGUUUUU